UGCGGAGCUGCUGUGGCGAUGUAACAUGCGCAUGGAGUCGUGUACUACUGCAUGUGGUAUCAUCCGUUGCAUUGCGGAUCUCUUUUUUGCGUUGUCAGAAUUAACACACAGUUAUUCUUGAUCAAGAGUCUAAAUCAAUAAUGACUGACUCGAGUCUUGACGACUUUUUUGCCAAAAAAGACAAAAGCAAGAAAAAAACGAAAUCUAAACUUUCGUCGACAGACGUCUUAGCAAAGCCGGAUGAGACCCCGAGGAAAGCAAAGAAAAAGAAAGACAAAGAGCAACCAGGAGGUCCAGGGUUGUCGUCUGUACCGCAAGGAACUUUAAAAAAAGAGGAGGAAGAUGAAGAAUGGAAAGAUUUUGAGGAGGAAAAAAAGGUGGAUUACUCCGGCCUUCGAAUUCAAACUCUUCAAAUCAGCAAAGAUGAAGAAGAAAGAGAAGGGGGAGAGUCGGAUGAAGAUGACGGUGAGGAGGGUGAUGAUCGCCGUGAAGGAGCCUCAGGGCCUUGGAACAAGAGUGCAGCACCUGGCACUCCCUCAAAUGCUUCAGCCUUCUCCCAAGAAUCAGAGGAUAAAAAGGAAGGUGCUGCUGGCAAAAAGUAUGUUCCACCAGCUCAAAGAACAGCAACACCAGCAAACCCUCCUCGGCGCAAGAAGGAGGCUCCAAACAUCUCAAGUGAAAUUGACUUUCCAUCUCUUGGUGGAUACCAGCCACCCACUGCUUCUGCCUGGGGCUCAAAGUCCAAGUUCGAAACAAGUGGCACUGGUGAUGUGGAAACAAAUCCUGACCACAGAAGAGGAGUCAACCUGACCUUAGAAAAUAAAUUUUCUGCUUUGCAAGAUUGAACAUUCUCUAUUACUGACCUCCCCUGAGACCUCAGUUGUGUGCUUCAACAGGAAAUGUUUUCUGACAUGAAACAUGGCAGUUCCAUCCCUAGUCUAAUGGCAUCUGUAUUUUUUGUAUCUUAUUCUAUGGAGGCUUUUUAAAAGUGUUGGAUGAUCUCUCAAUGUGCAAUUGAUGAAAUCAGUUCACAUUCCUUUAUGAGGUGACAGAGACCACUUGAAAAAUGGGGGGGAAUGCAAAUUUCCAACUGAACAGCACAUUAUAAGAGAGACUGACAGUAUUUAGUGAUCAUUAUUUUGUUGUAGGCUGGCAUGGUGAAUUGUGAUGAGAGCAUCAAUUUUAAUAAUCGGUCCAGUUUAUUUCAUCAAACAUCCUUGCAUCUUGGUUUGUGGGCAUGUUAAAAUGUAUGUUUUUUUUCUGUCAGCUGAACUCUUUUAUGUGAUUAGUCUUUCACAGUCGAUAGGAAAGAAAAGUUGAACGAACAUUUCUGGUUGCCUACAUGCUGUAUGUGUGAUGUCUAGUAGGUAGUUUUUCUUUGUAAUGUAUUUGUAUGCGUGCAUGCCAAUGUUACACUACAAUGCAUAUAUUCUAGGGUACUGACAUGGGAGGAGGAUGGCAUGGCAUUUUUGGUUGAUAAGUUACAUAAAAAAAUAAUGAUCAGCUCCACUAUUAUGGAAAAGAAUCAUUUUCACAAUAACAGUACGCUGAACCUGUGGGUUUUACUGUGUAAUGCUGACUGCAAUUGCAUCAACAAGCAGUGACUGGAGCCAUUGUGUAAAGAAUAUAACUGAAGUUUUUAUCAUCUGUUUUCCUUUUGCUAAUUAUAGAAAUUUUUGUAGGCGUGUGCACUUUCAAGGUUGUCAAAUUUUUUUCCAGAGUCAAUGUAAUAGCCUAAACAAUAAAUUUAUGGAUAAGACUACACUCUUAAAGUUUGUGUACAGCAAUUUAUAUUAGUAAGGAAUGAAUCGAUUUCUUUCAAUUUGUGUUGACAACAAAACUGAAACAUCUUUGCUUUUAAAUACAAUGUUACAGCCAA
Pomacea canaliculata is the source of this 1879-nucleotide messenger RNA. RefSeq names its product protein CDV3 homolog. NCBI's taxonomy places the organism in Eukaryota, Metazoa, Mollusca, Gastropoda, Architaenioglossa, Ampullariidae. The coding region runs from base 141 to 845 and encodes 234 amino acids. The transcript is spliced from 5 exons. The record is from RefSeq and is a predicted model, not a curated record. Gene Ontology annotation, cellular component: cytoplasm.